This is a messenger RNA of Triticum dicoccoides, 1414 nucleotides long. RefSeq lists its product as uncharacterized. NCBI's taxonomy places the organism in Eukaryota, Viridiplantae, Streptophyta, Magnoliopsida, Poales, Poaceae. The record is from RefSeq and is a predicted model, not a curated record. Bases 467 to 1162 code for a protein of 231 amino acids. The transcript has a single exon.
UAUCGGUAAGCCCUCCAAUCGAACUUAUUUGUUGACAUCGUCAUCCGGUUGAACCGGUCCAGUAAAUAAAGGCGAUUCAACAGUCGAACGAGUCCAAGAGCGCGGCGAGCCUGCCUGCACCUGAAAGCUGAAACGGGUCGCACAAAAAAGCAAGCGGGCGAAAAAGAAAAAGAUGACAAGAAAAGAACGCCGUGUGAAGCAUGUGACGCGCAACCUCCCCCGCAACGUAGGAAAAAGAAGAAGAAGAGAAAGCAAGCGAAGCGACGGCCCGGCUCCUUCCGCCAGCCUUCCCUGACGCCACACGUCACUCGCGCGACGCGACGGCGAGCCGCCCACCAACCGGGUCAAAAAUACCCACCGAUCGGACCCCCGCCCGCACACGCGACGCGACGCUCGGGCUCGCGGCUAGCCCGCCCACCCCGCACCGGCGCCCCCGCGCCUAGAUCCCGAUCCGCCGCGCCUCGCCAUGGCCGACUGCCGCAGCCUCAUCGAGUUCCUCCGCGCCUUCGAGCACCGCCGCCGCGCCUCGCCCUCGCCGUGCGCCCGCCCCCGCCGCGCGGCCUCCUCCUCCUCGUCGCCAUCGUCGCGGGGAAGGCUCUUCACCUCGCUCUGCGACAACCCGCCCCCGACCGCCGCGCUCGACGCGCUCGCCCUGCUCGCCGUGCUCGGCGCGCUCGCCUUCCUGGCCGCGCCCUACGCCAGGCUGCUGGCGCGCGAGGCCGCCGACCUGGUGCGGCAGUACCCGGAGGAGCCCUACUCGUACGUCGCCUUCGCGGCGGGCGCCGGCGCGGCCGUGGCGGCCGUGGCGGGCCUGCUCGCGUGGGAGGCGGCCGGCCACCACGCGCGCAAGUGCGGCCGGCCCCGCUGCCGCGGCCUGCGCAAGGCCGUCGAGUUCGACAUCCAGCUCGAGACGGAGGAGUGCGUGCGCGGGAGCGGCCGGCUGCUGCCGCCCGGCGGCCACGCCAAGACGCUCCUCGCGGCCGCCGGCUCCGCCGCGCGCCUCGUCGAGCUCGGCGAGGAGCACCGGGAGCUCGAGGCGGAGCUCCGGAAGAUGGCGCCCCCCAACGGCCGCUCCGUGCUCAUCUUCCGCUCCCCCUGCGGCUGCGCCAAGGGCAGGAUGGAGGUCUGGGGCGCCAAGAAGGUGCGCCGGAUCAAGAAGUAGUAGUAGUAGCAGCGAUGAGUGGAUGACACCGGCGCUCACUGCUCUCCAUAAUAAACUAGUUUUCUAGUUAUUAUUCCAUACUCUAUAAUACAGUGCUCUUGCUCUUGUGGCAAGUAUAGAUGAGAAUAAGGAGAGGAACAAAGGAAUAGAUACAUGUCUUCUUAUAUGACUUGUGAUGCACAUCACCCCCCAAGAUUAUACAUAGCUUUGCUCUUCCAUUUGCAGUUUUUAAUCGAAUUAUUAUGCUAUAAA